Messenger RNA from Octopus bimaculoides (California two-spot octopus), 375 nucleotides. RefSeq lists its product as uncharacterized. Gene Ontology annotation, molecular function: microtubule binding. Gene Ontology annotation, biological process: spindle assembly. Gene Ontology annotation, cellular component: HAUS complex; mitotic spindle microtubule. The record is from RefSeq and is a predicted model, not a curated record. Lineage: Eukaryota; Metazoa; Mollusca; Cephalopoda; Octopoda; Octopodidae.
CGGGUAGUUUUAGUGGCGGAUAUUUUAACUGUCGGAUUUACUUAAGCAAUUGAAAUAAUGUCUUUAAAAACGAAGACAGCGCCUGACUUAUUGCGACAUGGAGCUAUAGCUGAGCCAAAUGCAAUCAAGAAAUUGAGAGUGACGGAACAGCAGCAAAGACUACGCCAGUCGUUUUUCACCAACAUUUUACUGUUAGGCUUUGAUCGAGAAGCUCAAGAAAAGAAAGAUCAUAUACAAUAUAAUGAAAAUAUGUUUGCUGUACCCAACAACAAAGGGGCCCUCCCUAUCCUUUAUUUUCUAAUGGAGAAGCUUGAUCCUGAAGAAGCUAAAACAAGAUUUAGAUUUUCACCUAUUAUGGCGGGAUUUCGAACAUAG